Messenger RNA from Talaromyces marneffei, 1224 nucleotides. RefSeq lists its product as uncharacterized. NCBI's taxonomy places the organism in Eukaryota, Fungi, Ascomycota, Eurotiomycetes, Eurotiales, Trichocomaceae. Gene Ontology annotation, molecular function: FAD binding. The transcript has a single exon. The record is from RefSeq and is a predicted model, not a curated record. Bases 1 to 1224 code for a protein of 407 amino acids.
AUGCCUUCAUUAAAAGUCCUCAUCUGCGGCGGCGGUUGUGCUGUUCCAGCUCUAGCCUACUGGCUCUCCAAAUGCGGACACAGAGUCGUUGUGGUCGAGCGUUUCCCUGAUCUCAGGGCAUCUGGUGCCCAGAUUGAUCUCCGUGCUCAGGGAAUCGACGUCGUCAAGCGCAUGGGCCUGCUCGAUGUUAUUCGCAGCAAACUUGUUGACGAGAUUGGGUUCUCCUUUGUGGAUUCCCAGGGAAGGGCAAAAGCCACUGUCAUGGCGAAUAAGUCCGGUAAAGGUACACAAUCUCUGACUUCGGAAUUUGAGAUUAUGCGAGGCGAUUUGGUGGGUCUGCUGUAUGAAGCUACAAAGGAUCGAGUCGAGUACAUCUUCGGCAAACAAGUGGAAUACUUCGAGCAGGAUGACGGCCAGGUUAUGAUUCACUUUUCGGAUGGCACUUCGGAUUCAUUUGAUCUACUUGUUGGAGCGGAUGGUCAAGGGUCCAGAAUUCGACAAGCAAUAUCGACCCCGACGACCGCGGAUCUAUAUACACGACUCAAUGUGCAUAUAGCGUACUAUUUUGUCCCUCGUACAGAAGACGACUCUGACACCAGCCAAAUGUACCUCAUACCAGGCGGUCGAGCGAUCACACGACGGACUCACAAUCAGCAUGAAACUCAAGUUUACUUUAUGGUGCGAGACGAAUCUGAGAAGUUGCGAAGUCUCCCCAAAGCACCCCUCGAACAACAAAAACAGUUUUGGUCAAAUCGAUUUGCUGAUGCUGGUUGGCAAGCACCUCGUUUUCUGGAGGGCAUGAAAACUACUGAGAGCUUUUAUUGUCAAGAAGCGGUCCAAGUCCAUAUCGAAUCCUGGCACAAGGGCCGUGUUGUACCUGUCGGUGACGCCGCUCACUGCGCAUCUCCAUUCAGUGGCAUGGGCACAACCGGGAGCUUUGUCGGCGCCUACGUUCUUGCGGGUGAGAUUAACCGCCAUUCAGACGAUCUCCCCCAGGCAUUUGCCAAUUAUGAGAAGUUGCGGCCGUUCGUCAAUGAGCUUCAGAGAGUGAGUCCAACCUUGAUACGGCUUUUCAUGCCGGAAACACAAUGGAUGAUUCAUAUCAUUCACUUCGUUCUUGGAUUACUUUGUUUUUUGCGUAUCCCGGAUUUGCUGUCGAGGUUUUCGAGUGAAGAGGAAGGUGGUUGGAAGCUGCCAGAUUAUCCUGAGCUUUACAAAAUCUGA